Guillardia theta CCMP2712 is the source of this 1026-nucleotide messenger RNA. RefSeq lists its product as hypothetical. The coding region runs from base 1 to 1026 and encodes 341 amino acids. The transcript is spliced from 12 exons. The record is from RefSeq and is a predicted model, not a curated record. Lineage: Eukaryota; Cryptophyceae; Pyrenomonadales; Geminigeraceae.
AUGACUAGGAUGUGCCAGGGAAGGAAGGCGAUGAAGAUGUACAAGAGGAGGACAGGAGAACGGAUGCGUCCAAAGAAACCGAGACAUCCGACCAUGAAUGAUCACACGACCAAGACGUGUAUCAUAGUUGCGACUGCUCUUGUUGUCGUCUUUUUUGUCACAACAUUUGCGACUGGAUCAAGCUCGACAACAAAGCAGCAGGGGCUUGAAGUAGAUUUGAGAGAAAGUGUGACACAAACUCGUCCUGUUUCUGUGGGAACAAAAAUCGAUCUCAUGCAGGAGUUGAAGCCACAAGAGCUUCUCACAGUUUAUCAGACAGUCGAGAAAGCUCGGGGAAAGACAUCUCGUGCCAUCCUGUUCCUUGCUCACGGUGGCAACAUCGAGAUGUUGCGAGGAGGGUCAGGGACUGACAGCAGCGCAGGCUGCUCUCAUUCUGCUACUGACUUCUUCGACAAGAGCGACGACUGUAAGGAAUGUAUUGGGUUGCCAAUAGAAAGGAAGAUAGUCUCAACGGCUCUCGAUAAGGGACUCUCAGUCGUUGCAGGAGAGCAGUCACGAGUCAAGACCGAGGCAGCAAGUGUUGGAACCCACAAGACGAUGUCGCUUGUCGCUCUCGGCGCUUCCUCGGGAGGAGCCAUCGUGCAUGCGCUGGGCAUCUCGUCUGAACCCCCAGCAGCAAUUGCUGUUCAGAUCAUGCCGGUCCCACCAGAGGUUGGCAAUUUCAUAAUUUUUGUACAAGAUGAAACUGCUAGUGAUGUUUUUGGAUGUCAUUGGUACACGAUGUUGCACCUCACAGAGAAAUAUCCGCCUGCAAUUUUCUGGCACAUGGUGAGAAGGAACAGGAGAAGUGGUGGUGGGAGUGAUGAAGGAGGAGGAGGAGGAGGAGGAGGUGGUGGUGGUGGUGGUGGUGGUGGUGGUGGAGGAGGAGGAGGAGUGGAAGGGAUGUGGGUUGAUCGCAAGUUCAGCCGAGGGACCAACGGGGAGCCCCGGAUAUCAACGCUCUCAAGUCUUUCAAACGGCCGGUAA